GAGAAACUGCCGCCCCCGACAAGCGGCGGCCUACCCGGGCCCAGCAGCGGCAGCUCCGGUUUUGUCGCUGCCGGGCCUGGGCCAACAGGGCCUCCAUUUCAUGGGGAGGCCGGGCAGCCCUUCGGAGGCCGAGACUCGCUGUCCACUGUGGGUGUUGCCGGAGGAAUUGCUGCUGCUCAUCUGCUCGUACCUGGAUGUACGGGCUUUGGGCCGUCUGGGCCAGACCUGCCGCCGCCUUUGUCGCUUCACUUCCAGGGAUGCGCUGUGGAGGCGCCUCGCCUGUUCCUGCCUCAACGCCGGCUUCAGUGCGCUCGGCGCCGACCUAGUGGAAGGUGUUCCAGUGAAGGAGAGGGUCAGGGUUUCUCAGAACUGGAGACAUGGGCGCUGUCAGAGGAAACUGCUCCUAAAAUGGAAGCGCAAUUUAAUGCCUUGGAUUCAGCUAGAUACUGAGUAUCUUUACAUAUCCCAGGCUGAAGAUAUUCAGGCUUAUUGGCUCCGUCCCAAUAACACCAGCUUGCAACGCUGUCCUCAGGCAGUCUUCUCUGGGCAUCAGGAGGAUGUGUGCCGCUUUGUGCUCGCUAAUGGUCACAUUGUCAGUGGAGGAGGAGACGGCAAUAUAGCCCUUCAUAAGCUGAAUAGCUCCUUUAGCUUCAAGUUCUUGGCACAUGAACAGGAAGUGAACUGUGUGGACUGUCAAGGGGGCAUCAUUGUGAGUGGCUCCCGGGACAGAACAGCAAAGGUUUGGUCUUUAUCACCAGGCAGAGCUGGGCAAUGUUUGCACACCAUACAGACUGAAGAUCGGGUCUGGUCUAUUGCUAUUAGUCCAUUGUCAAGUUCGUUUGUGACAGGAACAGCAUGCUGCAGACAUACUUCACCUUUGAGAAUCUGGGACUUGGGGAGUGGACAAUUGGUCACCUGCCUUGGAACGGAUUUCCACCGAGGUGCUGGAGUCUUGGAUAUUUUGUAUGAAACACCUUCCACUUUGCUUUCUUGUGGUUAUGAUACCUACAUCCGGUACUGGGAUUUAAGGACAAGCUCAAGGGAGUGUGUCAAAAAAUGGGAAGAGCCACAUGACAGUGCCCUGUAUUGUAUAAGGAGCAAUGGGAACCACAUGAUUGCAAGUGGCUCAUCUUAUUAUGGUGUGGUCCGCCUUUGGGAUAAACGGCAAAAUAGGUGCUUACAGAGCUUUUCUUUGUCAUCACCAAUCAGCAGUCCUGUGUACUGCCUACGCUUCAGCACCACCCACCUAUAUGCCACCCUGGCGUCUGCGCUGCAUGUCCUUGAUUUCACCACUUGACCUAGCUGAGGAUGAUACCCAUUGCGGGGAGCACUAAGAUGAAAGAAAUUUCUUGAAACGAAGCAGACUGAAAGUCGUACUAAGUGCUAAGGAGUAGGAGUUCAUCUGCCUUUUGGAUUCAAUAAAGACUAUGGUCUCUUUCCAGCUUUUUAUUUUGUACAUCUUUUGUGUUUUUUAAAAAGUAAUUUCUAAUGAAGGCUGUAUUCAGAAAAUUUGUUUGGAGACAUGCAUGCUGGUUUCUAUGUAUCCAGUAUGGGGCUUCUGCAUGCUUUAAGUCCAACCUUAGGAGUAUAAACCUUGUGCUGGAUUUACAUGGGCCAGGAAGGGCUGUAAUCUGGACACUGAAGUGGCAAAGACAGUAAAAUAGCUUUUUCCUGCUGCUUUACUGACAUUCAUCACUGCCUUUUGAUGCCUUAGCUGGAUGUAUGAAUUGUACCAGAUUUAACCAUCAGUGUCUGGGUAUACACAAAGAGUGGUUAAUUGGAAUGAUGCUGUCAAGUUGAUGUCC
Eublepharis macularius is the source of this 1805-nucleotide messenger RNA. It is a transcript of the gene FBXW4, whose product is annotated as F-box and WD repeat domain containing 4. The record is from RefSeq and is a predicted model, not a curated record. Lineage: Eukaryota; Metazoa; Chordata; Lepidosauria; Squamata; Eublepharidae. Bases 101 to 1297 code for a protein of 398 amino acids. Gene Ontology annotation, biological process: SCF-dependent proteasomal ubiquitin-dependent protein catabolic process. The transcript is spliced from 9 exons. Gene Ontology annotation, molecular function: protein binding. Gene Ontology annotation, cellular component: SCF ubiquitin ligase complex.